ACAUGUAAAUACCGCACGUUGACAGAAUUGUUGUUUAAAUAUACAAGUCGGACAAAAUAUAAUUAUUAAGCUUUCAAAACCACAUGUAAAAAAAGUAAUGGCGGAAGUUCCUUCGAGAAACCUAAAAGAAAGCAGAAAUGUUGCCACAAGAGUCGACGACCACCCACUUGUUAGCUCAAAGAAGAGGAGGAGGACGAGGAGGAAGGGGGAGGUGAGGUCGGGGCGGGAGGAGGACGCCAUUGCCGCCGCAGCUGGGACUCUGGGAGUGAAUGUGGGGGAUUUGGGCAAGUCGAGGUAUGGACGAGAGCCGGACUCGACAACGACAAUGUCGGCUAAAAAAGCGCUCAAGAGGACCCUCGGUGAAAAGGAGCAAUGGAGACGAGGAGGAGUAGGAUGUUCGUCUCGCUUGCACUUAGGGAGAAAAUAAGUGGGCUCCCCCCUCAGCAUGAACAGCAGUAGAAACUGCAGCGCAGUGGGCAACGGUGGCGGCCUGGCUGCACUGGAGUCAGUUUCCAUCGUGACCAUCACCCUCCUGGCAUGCCUGGGCAACCUCUUGAUCGUGGCCACCCUGUACCGCCGCCCUUAUCUCCUGACGCCCAGCAACAAGUUUGUCUUCAGCCUGACGCUGUCCAACCUGCUGCUGUCCGCCCUGGUGCUGCCCUUUGUGGCCGUCAGCUCGGCCAAGAGGGAGUGGGUGUUCGGCGUGGUGUGGUGCAACUUCACCGCCUUGCUCUACCUGCUUAUCAGCUCAGCUAGCAUGCUGACACUCGGAGCCAUCGCCAUUGACAGGUACUACGCAGUGCUCUACCCGAUGAUAUACCCUAUGAAGAUCACAGGAAACCGGGCUGUAGUGGUCAUCGCCUAUGUGUGGUUGCACUCCCUGGUGGGCUGCCUUCCCCCUCUGUUCGGCUGGUCCUCCUUCGAGUUCGACUGCUUCAAGUGGACCUGCGUGGCCUCCUGGCACCGCGAGCCGUCCUACACGGCCUUCUGGGUGGCCUGGUGCAUCCUGCCGCCCUUCUUCGUCAUGCUGGCCUGCUACGGCGUCAUUUUCCGCGUGGCCCGAGUCAAAGCCCGGAAAGUGCACUGCGGGACGGUGGUGGUGGCCCAGGAGGACGCCGGCGGUGCGCAGAGGAACGGACGCAAGAACUCCAGCACCUCCACCUCGUCCAGUGGCAGCCGGCGGAGCUUGGUGUACUCUGGGAGCCAAUGCAAGGCCUUUGUUACCAUCCUGGUGGUGAUCGGGACUUUCCUCAUCACAUGGGGGCCGUACGUGGGCGUGGUUUGUACGGAGGCCUUGUUCGGACAAGGGAGCGUGUCCCACGGGCUGGAGACUCUAGUGGCGUGGCUGUCUUUCUGCAGCGCCGUAUGCCAUCCGCUCAUCUACGGCCUGUGGAACAAGACGGUGAGAAAGGAGCUGCUGGGGAUGUGCUUUGGGGAUCGUUACUACAGAGAGUCCUUCGCCACACGCCACAGGACGUCCCGCCUCUUCAGCAUCUCCGCCAGGAUUACAGACUUGGGCAUGUCGCCCCACUUGACGGCCAUGUUGGCUGGUGGAGGGCAGGUGCUGGCUCCCGGGAGCAGCACUGGAGACACUGGCUUCAGCUUCACUCAAGACUCAUGUACAGACGUGAUGCUGCUGGAAAACUUCUCCACAGACGGCUCCUCUUAUCCGCAUCAUCAUAGCAAUCCGUCCGGGAAGAGGAGGAGCUCGGUCACCUUUGAAGACCAGGUGGAGCAUUCCAAAGCGGAGCAGACAUCAGUGCAGGUGCACGCCGAGGUCCACAAGUCCCUGGACACAUUCGCUUCUUUUCUGGCCAGAACUAUAGAGAGCGAGGCCAAGCUAACCCUCUUCGGGGACGCUCUCGCUUUGCCCGCGGGACUUUGCGCAGCUCGAUCGGCGCCGAGGCCGAGAUACCUGGACGGUCAGAGACUGAGGAUGGAGAGCAUCGACGAAGGCAUCGUUAAAGAUGACAGAGAGGAAGAGGAAGAGCGGGACUCGCAUAUAAAACCAGCUUGAUGUCAGCCCGUGUUCUUCGCUUCCUACAUGGAUUGUUACACUUUAACGUGAGCAGACAAACUUGAAAAGUGAGAAGACAAGUAUUAUUCAUUCCUACCUUCACAUAGGAAGCCUUGACUACUGCAACGAUAUUGACGUUUUUUUCACUGCACAGAUUGUUCAAAAUAGUACCUGCAAAUAUCACACCCUUGUGAACGCCAAAGUCAUAUCGAGACUUGUUAACAAACGAAGGUGAAGAAUCAGGGUCUACUGUUUUUGCUUGUCAGUAAAAUGAGACACAUUGUAUCCAAGAGACUGAGGGGAUCAAGGAAAAUGAGCCUUGCGGCAAAGUGGAGACUAUGGAGUGGAAUACUUAAGCAACAAAUGUAUCCUCAAGUGUUACAGUACUAAAAAUAGUAACUGGAAAUACUUGCUUUUCCCAAUGGAAACGCAUCAAGGGUGAGUAGAGCCAAGUACAUUCGGUACCAUGCAGUAAAAAAGAUAAAUUACAGAGAUUUAAUACAAAAAUGUACAUUAAUUUACUGUUACAGUAUAUUAUAUACAUUCAGUUUCCACUAGUAGCAGAAGUACUGUUUGUCUCUCAAGCUUACUUUUGUACAUUUGAAUAGGAUUACUAGCUUGUAAUCAUGUUUUUGUUGCAUACUUUUUACCUUUUCUCUCAAUAGUACGUGUGGUGUAACCUGAUGUCAGCUUUCAACAAGGAACAUUGGAGGGAUGUUUCAGAAUUGAUUAAGUGCUUUAGUCUUACCUCGUUUGGGUUGUCGUUGACAUGCGGCUUUUUUAAACGGUACUACUUUUUAUCCAAGAUAAAACACUACAACAAAUGUAUCAAGAUGAUCACCAACUGAGUACAACCGGGCUUUGUAGAUACAAUGUCUACAUGGAUCAUAUUGAUAUCAUGUGUUUACAGCUCUUGGGUUAAAAAAACAUUUGAAGACAAUUACUAGCUUGUGAUCAUUGUUUGGCAUACUGUUUACUGUACAUUUUCUCACUGCACACAUGGUCAAACUCAGAUGUCAGAGUUCAGAAAAGAACUCUGGGAGUGUGUGUAAGCAUUUAAUAAGCUCGUUGACAGCGCUUCAGUCUUACCUCGGAUUUGUUAUGCUUGUUUGAAUGGUACUACUGUACUUUUUUUAUAUAUGAAAAGGAAGUGACUGAGAUGUUUACGUUUUUGUAUUGCGUUUCUAUAAAAGUGUUUUGUUCAA
Messenger RNA from Nerophis ophidion (straightnose pipefish), 3222 nucleotides. RefSeq names its product G protein-coupled receptor 161a (gene gpr161b). Gene Ontology annotation, cellular component: membrane; recycling endosome. Gene Ontology annotation, molecular function: G protein-coupled receptor activity. The record is from RefSeq and is a predicted model, not a curated record. The transcript is spliced from 6 exons. Gene Ontology annotation, biological process: G protein-coupled receptor signaling pathway. Bases 446 to 2017 code for a protein of 523 amino acids. Lineage: Eukaryota; Metazoa; Chordata; Actinopteri; Syngnathiformes; Syngnathidae.